This is a messenger RNA of Penicillium maclennaniae, 966 nucleotides long. RefSeq names its product BTB/POZ domain-containing protein. NCBI's taxonomy places the organism in Eukaryota, Fungi, Ascomycota, Eurotiomycetes, Eurotiales, Aspergillaceae. Gene Ontology annotation, molecular function: protein binding. The record is from RefSeq and is a predicted model, not a curated record. The coding region runs from base 1 to 966 and encodes 321 amino acids. The transcript has 4 exons.
AUGGUCAAGAAUAAGCGAGUUGCUCUCAAAGCACCUGAGAAGAACCCGUGGAUUCAGGAAUCGACAAGUGAAUCCAAGAAUGAGAUACAGAACACCACCGCUGGCCAAGAGCUCCUUCACGCUCUAGCAAGCAUGCGGGUCGAUUCUAAAUACAGCGAUUUGACUAUCAUAUGUGAGGACGAUGUCUACGCCGUGCACAAGUGUAUAGUCUGCACGCGGUCAGAAUUUUUUGCCAAGGCUUGCGACAGUCGCUUUGAGGAGGCCUCCACGAACACGAUCAUACUAGAGGAAGAACCGGCUUUGGUUAAGCAAAUGAUUGAGUAUCUCUACUCCCUGGAUUAUCAGGCGGAAUAUCAUCACCCAGAACCUGAGGACGUUCCUCCAAAUGAGCACUCGGCUAUCAACGACUCAGAGGGCACGGAUAUUUUCGUGAAGGCCCUUCCUCGACAAUCAGGAGAAACUGAGCAGGACAAUCCAGAUAAAAUGAUGGGGCCAGUCGAGGAUUCAACAACCGCAUUUGAUCCUCUUUCCUUUCAUAUACUGAUGUAUUCGCUCGCGGACCGAAUGUUUAUAAGGGGCCUGAAGGUACUCUCCAAGGCCAAAGUUGAACGAGAGCUACUCCGGCGAUUGGAUUCAAAAACAUUUCCGCGUGCUAUCGUUGAGAUAUACAACUCAACUCCCGCGAGUGACCGGGGCCUACGAGAUUUGGCUGUGAACAUGACUAUGGACCACCUUACGGAAUUGAGGACCGCAGAGGAAACAACCAAGGCGGCAUUUCCGGACAGCUUGGUCAAAUCUGUCCCACAAUUUUCUUCCGACUUACUUGUGGCAAUGAUGAAUAGGACGGUAUCUGAUUGGAACGAGCAUGGGCUAUGUAAGAAAAACUGGUCUCCCGAGUUCGACACACAGAAAAAGUUCGCGGAAAGUCUGGGCGCCAUGCACACUGUCGCACAAGCAACUCUUUAA